GUUCCGAGGGCGGGGGCCUCUCCCCCCCCCCGCGGCCGCUCCCUCCAGCAGCCAGCUGGCCACGGUGACCAUUCAGUGUCCCGGGCUCCAGUGGACAACCCCAGUGUCAAAUCCCAGCUCCUAGCUCCAGUCUCCAGUGUCAAGCGCCAGUGGUCCAGCUCCUAGCCCCAGUGUCCAGCCUCCAGCUCCCUAGCUCAUUAGAGUCUGUCGCUUACUCCAGCUCCAUUCUCCAGGCUCCCAGCUCCCUCCAAGCCCAGCUGUACCGCUCCCUCUAGCUCCUUGAAUUGCACCCCCUUCCUCCAGAUACAGGAUCCCAAUAUCUCCAUCCCAUCCCAAUCGUUCUGCCCCCAGCUGGCUGGCUCACUCCACUCCAGCCGCUGCUCUCAGGGUGCCGCCCCACCCGCUUGCCCCCCUCCCCACCACCACCACCAUCGCUGCCUCCUCCAAGGUCCCACUCACAUCUCCUGCUUCCUCCCCCAGUCACUCGCUCGUGGCUCUCUUGGACAUUCCCGCCUGUCCCAUCGUUCUCCAAUCGGGCUCCUUCACCCCGUGUCUCUCGUUACACCGCCUCCCCCUCCAUUCAGCCCUCCUCACCCCCCAGACCCCCUCUUGCUCACGCCCGGGGUCCCCUCUCCUCCUCCUCCUGCUCCACCCCAACCGAUCGCAACCAGCCCAGCGCCACCAGCUCGGUCCUUCGCGUCUGCCGUGCGCCGUCAUCACCACCUCCAGCAGCAGCAGCAUCAUCGUCGUCCCGUGAGAGGAGGAGGAGGAGGGUGGUGGUGGUGGGUGGUGGUGGUGGGGGGAUGGCAGAGCCGCUGUGUCAGCUGCUCGGGGAGCGGCUGCUGCGGCCCGUGAGCUGCGAGGACGGCGGUGCGGCAGGAGCUCAGCCCGGGCCCGAGGUGGCCGGGGCCGUGGCCGCCGCGGUGACCCCGGGAGUUGGUGACCUCCCCACGGCGACCCUGACCGGAGAGGGCCUCUCCGCCGUGGGGCUGUUCUUCUCUGCGCAGUGGUGCCCGCCAUGCCGCGCGUUCACGCCGCUGCUCGCGGACUUCUACCGCAAGCUGCGGGAGCGCCUCGAGGUGGUGCUCGUCUCGUCCGACACGGACGCUCAGCAGUGGACCGAGCACAGGCAGCACAUGCCCUGGCCCGCUCUGCCCUUCGAUGACCGGCAGCGUAAGUUCAACUUGUGCCGAAAGUUUAAGAUCACGGGCAUCCCUUCUCUCGUCUUCCUGGACGCCAAAUCAGGCCGAGUCAUCACCAAGAACGGUGUGGCGCUAGUGUCUGAGGAUCCCAAUGGCCUCGAGUUCCCGUGGACCCCCAAGCCCUUCAGCCAGGUGAUCGCGGGGCCCUUGCUGAGGUCGUCAGGUGAAAGCGUCGACUACGCGAGCCUGGAAGGACACUUUAUUGGGAUGUACUUUGCUGCCAACUGGUGCCCUCCGUGUAAGUCCUUCACGCCCAUGCUGCUGGAGGUGUACAGGAGGGUCCGCGAGUCCGGGAAGAAGUUUGAGAUCAUAUUUGUAAGUUCAGACAGGUCAGACGAGUCCUUUGCGCAGUACUUUGGCGAGAUGCCCUGGCUGUCGGUGCCGUACGCCGACACGGCACGGCGGCUUAACCUCAGCAAGCUCUACGGCAUCCAGGGCAUCCCAGCGCUCGUCAUGCUGGACGUGGACCGCAGCGUGAUCACUCCUGCGGCGCGUGUUUCCAUCAUGGACGACCGCGAGGGCCGGCUCUUCCCGUGGUUCCCGCGUGCCCUGAGCAUGCUGAGCGCUGCCAACGCCGAGAUCCUCAACCAGGAGCCAGCGCUCGUGCUCUUUGUCGACUCUAACGAGGAGGAAGAGCUGGAGCCCGUGAGACAGAUGCUGCAGCCGAUAGCGGAGCAGGUGAUCGCUGAGUACAAGCAGCGGGGGGAGGAGCAGCCGCUACACUUCUUCUACGCCGGAGAGGACGACAUGGCAGACUCAAUCCGUGACUUCACAGCGCUGCCGGAUUGUGCGCCACUCCUAGCCAUCCUGGACAUCCCGGCGCGUGUCAAGUACGUGAAGGAUGCCGAGGAGCUGACAGGCCACGUCAUCUCCGAAUUUGUGGGCGACUACCUGCACGGCAAGCUGCAGGCCGAGCCCAUCUGAGGAGCUCGAGGGCACGCGGGAACCCUCCCCAGAGAAACUGAGAGAUCUCUCUUGGCCGAGCGUGGAGAACGGACCGUGACCGAAAACAACUGCGGAGCCACCUUGAUUGGGUUCAGAUGAGAACACUGACACUUGAUCGAUGGCCGCACAUGAGUAGUCACCGAUUGAGAUGGGAAACGAAACCUCUUAAGGAAACGCGGCAUGGACGGAUGUACGAUGGUGGCGAACACCAGCAUAGAUCUAUCACCCCCAUUCACAUCCCCUAGGGGCCACUGCAGGCAGAUUCAUCACUUAUAACGGUUUUGUUAUGAUAGCAGAGACACACCAUUCUCUAAGGUACAGCACGUGCAUUGCACGGAUUUAGGUGAAGUAACGUGAGUGGAGUAUGCAGCGCGAAGAAGGUAAAAGUCUGGUGACGCACAAAACCAGCAUCGUCCCUUUAGGUGCCACAAGGACCUCGGCGUCCCGGCCUACAAAUAAACACGACCCGUAGUUUAACGUCCACCAAUGAAUAAGUAUUUUUUUUGUCGAAGGGAGAGUUUAAUUUGAAAAUAAUGAAUUCGACGUUUUAAAUUGUUUAUAUUGUUGGUAUGCAGUAAUUGUGGGUCUGGGCGAGCGAAGUAUCCAGGCGGACGCGAACCCCAACGCGGGUUUCACGACCGACGCCCACAUUUCUCCAGCAGUUUUAACGAGUCGACGAUUACCUCUGUACGACCAUCUUAUUACAGUGGUCAUAUUUCUCCGAUCCUGUUGCCUUGAAGUCCAUCGACACAAAACACCAUUUGUACAUAACCACAACACAUUACAACACAGACCCACACCUGUGACCACUGCCCACGACAGGUCCCAUCAUUCACUUGCAGUAACUGCUGUCAUUAACAUUUGUUCCAUUCAAAGGCAGAAACCUUUGAUCAGUCCAGUGGCUAUUUAUACCUAUUGUAACGUGUAGAGUAGGCGUUCACUUAAGAGUAAACACUAUCGGUGAAACUGCCCAAUGCACACUGUCGGAGCGUGCAUGGUGUUUUACAGUUUUUGAAAAAAAAUGCAGAUUUUUUUUCCACUUUUUCAAAGGUUAUCCUGUACCUCCUGUCUCCCAUUGUCCUAGUCUGCGUUGUACCAGGAGGUUGUCAUCGACGAUGCGGUGGCUGUGUUGUUUUCUUGCAGAACUUUUCCAGUCGUCGGCGCACCCUUUUGACACCAGUAUUCAUUGCUGUACUUUGAUGAGAAUUGCCUGUUUUUUAUUUCGUUUUCUAGGUUCUACAACAUUUGUGCAUAACAUGUGUUUUACCUUUAUGGCGUACUGUUACACACAAAAAGGUUACUGCUAUGCAUUCAAUAAAACAAGCUGAACUAUGAAA
This is a messenger RNA of Lethenteron reissneri (Far Eastern brook lamprey), 3484 nucleotides long. It is a transcript of the gene NXN, whose product is annotated as nucleoredoxin. Lineage: Eukaryota; Metazoa; Chordata; Hyperoartia; Petromyzontiformes; Petromyzontidae. Gene Ontology annotation, molecular function: thioredoxin-disulfide reductase (NADPH) activity. Gene Ontology annotation, biological process: negative regulation of protein ubiquitination; negative regulation of Wnt signaling pathway. The record is from RefSeq and is a predicted model, not a curated record. Gene Ontology annotation, cellular component: nucleus.